Aspergillus novofumigatus IBT 16806 is the source of this 1728-nucleotide messenger RNA. RefSeq lists its product as uncharacterized. The record is from RefSeq and is a predicted model, not a curated record. The transcript is spliced from 2 exons. The coding region runs from base 458 to 1594 and encodes 378 amino acids. NCBI's taxonomy places the organism in Eukaryota, Fungi, Ascomycota, Eurotiomycetes, Eurotiales, Aspergillaceae.
GCCGUUUGUUGUGUGCUUUAAGAUUGUUCGACAUUCCAAUAUCCUUGGAGGUCCCAAGCUAGCAAUGAGAGUGCUGUCCGAGCCUCGUGUCAUCCAUGAUCUUACACCUGAAGCCCUGCUUUCGCAGGAAAUACGAGAUUCAUUUCCUUUGGCUGCGGGGAGACGCAACGACCAUACCCCUCCACCAUUGAGAUGCGUAGAAAAAUCGUAAAAGCUCUCGGAUUUAAUGAAUCCCGUCCUUCAAUACCCCUGAUUUCUCCACACCAUGGAUCUUGCCCUUCUUAUUGAUCUAUGCACCUGCCAAGCCUCGUAUCAGUUGAUGAACUGCAGAAAGGCCAUGCCGAUCACCACACGACACAAGGGAUAAAUAUCGCUCCUCAGCGAGAAGACCGCAGGACGGGAUGUUGGAGGAAUAUCUCCGUCCUGACUGCCACCCACACCCUCCAGAGCCGCCAGUAUGAAUCUGCUCAGCACUAUCUCCGUCUCCCUUCCCCUGCUUCUCCUUACUUCGGUCUACGCAGACCCAAGAGCAUGUACUGGUGAUACCAAAGUACUGAACCCGUCGUACUUUACCCUCAAUGAGAGAGACAACAAGUUCCUCCCAGCGCUGUCCAAGAUCUUCACCGAUGCCGGCAAGAAGGUCACGGUCACGCAGGUUCUGGCUGACGCGAAUCGGGACCUGCAAAAGGGCACAGCUGCCGUCCCAAUGUCGGAGCGGUGGCUCUGGAAUGCCGGCGACGAGUCCACCACCAAGUGGAUUCCACAAGGAAUGACUAGUUCUGGCGACGCGCUGGCCGUCGGGACAUACGAGGGCAAGGACGUCUGGCUUGCCAGCUGGUACCAAAAGGAAGGCGAUGCCAAUGUUCGUGUGAGCUUUGUGGACCGCGCGACCCACAAGUACCGGCACGUUCUGCUGGUGGAACCAAGCGCUGCGGAUAACUUCAAGCCGGUGCCGAUCCAUGCGGGUGGCAUUGCUUGGUACGGCAAUGCCCUGUACGUGGUCGAUACCAGCCAUGGCCUGCGGGUGUUCGACAUGGACAACAUAUGGAAGGUCGAGAGUGGCGAUGGGAUCGGUAAGGUGGCUGGAGGCGGGUACUCGGCAGCCAAUUAUGCAUAUGUCCUUCCUCAGACGAGGGUCUACAACUGGACUGAGCUCCAGCCAGACUCCAAGUUCCGGCAUUCCUGGGUCGCUCUUGAUCGUCUUGACUCGCCUGAUACUCUGUUGAUCGGCGAGUACCAGACCGAUGACACCUCAACUCCAAUCCGUCUGGUCAAAUAUCCCCUGGACUCUACGACACGCCGGCUGCGCAAGACCGGCUCGGUAGCAACCGCGUCCUGGGCAUACUGCGUCGAUAUUCUUCGCAUGCAGGGCGGAUUCUCCCGGAACGACACUUUCUACCUGGGAAGAACUAAUGGUCAAAACAAUGGAGGUGAUCUAUUCACCUGGACCCCUGGAGAGGCUGCCGUCGGUUCGAGCUACUUCCCUCCAGGAAAUGAGGAUCUGAGCUACAAUGAGGCGAAAAAGGAGUGGUACACUGUGACAGAAUGGCAGAACCAGAGAUACAUUCUCGCUUAUAAGAAGGAGAUAUCGUGAUGGCUUGUGGACUCAUGAGGUAGUCUGCAGAGACUGGUGUUAGACAAACUGUCUCCCUGUGAAUCUGGUCCUGAUUGAUUGCUUUUGUAGCUUGCCGGUAGCAGUGGGAAUCUAGUUGUCCUUACAGAGUCAAA